Messenger RNA from Ostrinia furnacalis (Asian corn borer), 767 nucleotides. RefSeq lists its product as uncharacterized. The coding region runs from base 74 to 673 and encodes 199 amino acids. The record is from RefSeq and is a predicted model, not a curated record. The transcript has 6 exons. NCBI's taxonomy places the organism in Eukaryota, Metazoa, Arthropoda, Insecta, Lepidoptera, Crambidae.
CAAAAACCGAACAACCCGGUUCGGGCUCAUUCAAUUUAGAAGAACAAUUAUUUGAAAUAGUUUUAUAUUCACCAUGGUGUCUGUAUACUGCGUGGUAAAGGUCCUCUGCAUUUGCCUGAGUUUAGCAUCAUCAUCAGCUCACAGCUCGAGCGAUGACUCGGUUCGGGACUUCAUCGAUCACGAGCUCCGUAUCCCCAACCCUGACAAAGUGCUGAAUUCAGUGCUCGGCCGGCUGCAGAGGAACCGGCAGCAGGAGCUGGAGCAACGCCAGCAGAUAUAUGAUGAAGACUGCGAAAAACAGAUUCUCCCAGAGUACACCGAGUCUCUACAAGAGCCAAAAGAAAGAGGCCUAAGGCAAUUAAAUGUUCAGAAACACUACCCUAUAUGCCAUUUGGAGAGGAAGAUUAGGAAGCUGAACACUAACGAGUACGAGUACAGGCCUGCGUACUAUGAGGAGGUGCGGUGUAGCUCGCCCACCAACGAGGAUAUGAGUGUUACUAACGAGAUAUGUUCCAGCCUUGGUUUUUCUUGUGUUCAGUGGAACAAGACCAUACAUCUGACUAGGAGGCGUUAUUCUAGUGACUGCUGGGAGACCAGGACCAUGGUGAUACCAGCGGGCUGCGAGUGCAUGUGGCCAGUCCACAGGCUUGGGGACAUGACCCUGCACGUAUGAGAUCACGCUACGCCAACAAAUCCCGACCCACGCAGUUUUUGUUAAUACAAUUAUACUUAAUUAUUUGUUAAUUCAUUAAAUUAUUCAGAUUUAC